CAGGUUCAAGAUCGAGCCGCUGAUUAAAUUAGCGGUUGUCGAGAAGAGCAAUGAAAAGGCGAUCGUAAAAAUGCGGUCCGGGGAAAGCCUCAGAGUAAGUUCUGGACGGAUAGUGUGCACCGUCAUUGCACACGGAUCAGAAAUACACAUCAAAGCCGACGCUGUCCUUCCAAUUUCGGCAAUCGCGUGCUUCCAACCUCAUCGGAAAUCUUUGUGCCCUGAGGACCUGGAAACGAGAUCAGAUGAAAAUUCAGCGGUGACGGAACAGGUCUCUUCCCGUCAAGGUUAUGACUGAAACUGCCUCUCAACAUUGCACUGCUAGUCUCACAGCAACAUAUUGCUUCCAUCUGUUGAGCUCUGUUGGCUCAGCAGCGGGCCGCUCAGUGUCAUUUCAAGAUCAUCAGAAGUAGUGAUACGCGAAUGAGGCAUAGAUGAUAGCGCUCGCUUGACGCGCAGAUCGCUCUCGCCUCUUUCUCUUUCUCCCCGGUCUCUCUGCCCCCUUCACGAACGCGAGGACUGAGCCAUGUCAUUGGUCCGCGGCGUGGGAACAUCGCUAUGCCUAUUCGUACUGCUCUUCUUACACGCGCUUAGUGCACACGCCCGACCGACUGAAACGACAUUCUCGAGACCCUUGGCCGUUCAACGCAGGGCUGCUGCUGGACCAGCACUCACGUCGUCGACCUGGAUCUGGUCAUCAUCCACAUCCACAUCCACAUCAACCACUGCGCCGACCGCAUUCCUAAAAACUCUCGCUUCGCCUAACGGCCAGACUGCGAUUAGCGCGGUCAUCAGUCUCGCUGCGGUCAACAACUUCACGCUGUGGGUGAACGGCCAGCCCAUUGGACAACAGGCGUCCAUCUGGACUGAAGCGAGUGUGUUGAGGGUAGCUCUCAACACGAGUCUUAACGUGUUUUCUGUGCUGGUCGAAGACGAGGAUGCGACCUCGAGCGUGCCCCAGGGAUUCGUCGCGGCGCUUUCCGUGACAUUCAGUGAUGGAUCGUCCUCGACGAUAGUUUCUGAUUCGACGUGGCUUGCAUCAAGCAACCCGCCGACAGGAUUCCCUUCCUCCUCGGAUCUGACCGGGUUCUCACCUGCUCAGUCGCUAGCGCUGUUUGGGAGUGGGGCAUGGGGGAGCAGCGCAUGGCAGUUCGCGCAGCAGGUGGCCAUUCCCAUCUCUGGCUCCGACGUUGUCUUCGAGGUGCUCGCGCAGAACUUUCUCGGCAACGGCCCCAGCGGCGGGACGUCGUCCGCUGGUUUCAUCGGAACGAUUCUGGUCACCUACGCUGACGGGUCGAGUGAUACCAUACAUUCUGACGGCACUUGGCUUGCUGCGGCGGCCAAUGUGACUGCGGCAGGCUUCACGGGGAUGCAGGACAGUGCGUUAAGCUCUGCCGUUGCACAAGGACUGUAUGGAAUAGCUCCCUGGGGCCAGCAGGUGGGCACUGCGGACGUUUUGGCAGCCGCCAACGUGCCCUCUGUUGUUGCAGUUUCGCCCGUCUCCACUGUACCACCCACCCAUCGCUCGGGCGGAGCAGCCAUUGGGGCCGGAGCAGCUAUCGGCGCAGUGGCUCUGAUCUCCAUCAUUGUCGGAAUAUUCAUCAUGCGCCAGCGACGACAUCGAACAAAUCUGGCACGUUUGUCGAAGCACGCACUGUCCGCCGCCGCCGAAUUCGAUCCCUUCCCGCUGACCGUCCAGCCUCAGCCACCGCAGCAGCAACAUCCCAUCCAAAUGCUCAACGUGUCCUCCUCGUCCGAGCCGUUGAUCCCCAAUCGGCCGGGCGUGCCGAUAUCGCAUGCUGAUUCGUCGCACUUGGACGGAUCGUCGCACCAGACUCCUGAUUCGCAAGAGGUCGAACUCGGCCCUCCUCCAAGUUACUCGUAUACUAGCGCGUCAGAGAGUGCCAUUUCUGCAGCUGCGGCCAACAACGCCAAAUCCAGCGGGGCAUUGCGGCCGAACGAGGCGAGUAGUCAGGGGCCAUCUGUACCGGCCAGUGCAGCGGGAUCGAUCCCUAAUCCGUGGGGCGCAUCAUCGAGUGUCGGCGGUUCCUCAGGCAGGUGA
Mycena citricolor is the source of this 2059-nucleotide messenger RNA. The record is from the annotation of a GenBank genome assembly. Lineage: Eukaryota; Fungi; Basidiomycota; Agaricomycetes; Agaricales; Mycenaceae.